CUUCACCCACUUGCCGUUAAAAAGUACGAGAACAAUUUCGAAUCUGCCAAUGACAUUGGGUGUAUUUAGAAGGUGUUUUACGUACAGGAGGUUGAAACCCGGUGGUGUUAAAUUUGUACCAUUUGCUACCGCAGUUAUGGCGUUGAAAGUAAUUGAAGCUCCGACUGUUAGGUUCAACAACGGAAUUGAAUUUCCAAUAUUUGGUCUGGGAACAUGGAAGUCCAAACCUGGUGAAGUCACUCAAGCAGUAAAGGACGCCAUUGAUGUUGGGUACCGACACAUUGAUUGUGCACAUGUAUAUGGAAAUGAACCUGAAGUUGGGGCUGCAAUUAAGGCCAAGAUUGAAGAGAAAGUCGUGAAGCGUGAAGAUCUGUUCAUCACAAGCAAGCUGUGGAACACCUUCCAUCGAACAGACUUGGUUGCACCUGCCUUGAAGAAGACCCUGAGUGACUUGGGUUUGGAUUACCUAGACCUCUAUUUGAUUCAUUGGCCAAUGGCAUACCAGGAAGGCGGAGACCUCUUUCCAGAAAAGGAUGGCAAAACACUCUACAGUGAUGUGGACUAUGUUGACACAUGGAAGGAAAUGGAGAAGCUUGUAGAACAGGGUCUUACCAAGUCAAUUGGGGUGUCCAACUUUAAUUCGCAGCAGCUAGAACGAAUUCUGGCCAUUGCUAGCAUCAAGCCAGUCACCAACCAGGUUGAGUGUCACCCAUAUUUGAACCAAAAGAAGUUAAUAGAAUUCUGCAAAUCAAAAGGUGUAACAAUCACUGCAUACAGCCCACUGGGCUCUCCGGAUCGUCCAUGGGCAAAGCCUGAUGAUCCACAGCUUUUGGAUGAUCCAAAGCUGAAAGCAUUGGCUGAAAAAUAUCAAAAGACUCCUGCUCAGAUUGUUUUGAGGUACCAGGUGCAGCAGGGUAAUAUUACAAUCCCAAAGUCUGUGACAAAAUCACGUAUUGAACAGAAUGGUCAGAUCUUUGACUUUGAAUUGUCUCCAGAGGAUGUAGCCAUCAUCGAUUCCUUUGAUUGCAAUGGACGUGUCUGUCACUUGAACUGGAUUAAAGACCACAAGCACUAUCCAUUCAACAUUGAGUUUUAGGAAGUUGGGGCCAGAACUGAAGAAUUUUCUACAAUGUGAAGUUAUUUUCAAUUCAUGGAGUGGGUUAUCUAACAGGACUGGACAUACCAUCAUAUUUGUACCUUUGGGAACAGUGCUGUCAAUACAAACAUUAGGAAUACUCCAGUUCCUGUUGACAGCUUUGGUACCUGUCUGUUAUUCUUAACCAAGUUGACAUUCACAUUUAAAAAUUAAUGUUGGUUUGUCAUUACUUGUCUAAUAGAAUGUUAACUCUGCACAUUUUACUGUACUGACAGGCUUACUGUGGACAGAAAGGAAGGAGGGUUCGGUACAGUAAUGCUGUGCAUUCAUUUUGUACAUAUUUUUCGCUUAGUCUUUCUUCAGUCUGUCCUUCAUUGACUAUCUAGUUUUUGUAAGUAUUUCUUCCAUUAAAACUGUCUUUCAUUUUUAAGGGAUACAUUUAUUAUGGUAUGCCAUGACCUUUGCAGUCUAAGGUUUUGUGUAUGUAAACUUUGUGGUUGAAACCACUGCAUCACUGUAUGUAAAACUGUGAAAUAAAAUGACAUAAAAAAUG
This is a messenger RNA of Cryptotermes secundus, 1649 nucleotides long. Its product is annotated as aldo-keto reductase family 1 member B1. The transcript has 7 exons. The record is from RefSeq and is a predicted model, not a curated record. Gene Ontology annotation, cellular component: cytosol. Bases 50 to 1096 code for a protein of 348 amino acids. Gene Ontology annotation, molecular function: aldose reductase (NADPH) activity. Lineage: Eukaryota; Metazoa; Arthropoda; Insecta; Blattodea; Kalotermitidae.